AUGGCUGAAAAGGAUGACAAGAAUUUGAAAGCCCUAAAAGAGGUGUGGAGGAGAGCUGAGAAUGCCUUGUGCGCAGACUGUGGGAAGCCAGAUCCUGACUGGGCAUCUCAUACUUUGGGUGUCUUUAUCUGCCUGAGCUGCUCAGGUAUCCACCGCAAUAUCCCUAACAUUAGCAAAGUUAAAUCCUUGAGGAUGGACCACUGGGACGAGGCCCAGGUGCAGUUCCUGGAGCAGCAUGGGAACGCGGUGGCUAAAGCCACGUACGAGGCUCACAUCCCCAUUUACUAUUACCAGCCAACCCACGCCGACUGCCAAGUCCUGAGGGAGCAGUGGAUACGGGCCAAGUAUGAGCGCAAGGAAUUCACCGAGCCAGGGAAACAGCUGCCGUAUUCCAACGGGCUGAAGGAAGGGAUCCUAUGGAAACGGGGCCGGGAUAACGGGCAGUUCUUACCCCGCAAGUUUCUCUUGUCUGAGCGAGAUGGGUGUCUCAAGUAUUUUGCCAAACCGGACGCAAAAGAGCCCAAAAUAAAUAUUAAAAUUGACACCAUCAAUGCCACAUUCCAGCCAGUAAAGAUCAGGAACCCCAAUGGCCUGCAGAUCAGCUACCUCAAGGAUAACAAGACCCGCAAUAUCUUCCUCUACCAUGAGGAUGGAAAGGAGAUAGUGGACUGGUUCAAUGCGAUACGCGCAGUGCAGGUUCAUUACCUGAAGGUGGCAUUUCCCAUGGCCAGUGACAAUGAGAUCAAAAGCCGACUAAUGCAGAAAUUCCUGAAGGAGGGGUACAUGGAGAAGACUGGUCCCAGGCAGAGAGAGGCCUUCAAGAAGCGCUGGUUCACACUGGAUCACCGCAGACUCAUGUACUUCAAGGAUCCAUUGGAUGCAUUUGCUAAAGGCGAGGUGUUCGUGGGCAGUAGGGAGCAUGGAUACAGCGUCAAGCAAGGGCUGCCAGCGGGGGCUCAGGGCAGCUUCUCCUGGCAGUACGGCCUCACCAUCGUUACCCCCGACCGGGAGUAUCUCUUCACCUGCGAGACAGAGAGUGACCAGCAGGACUGGAUCGCGGCCUUCAGUCGGGUCAUUGAACAGCCCAUGACCCCCCAGGAGUAUGCAAGGGGGCAAAUUAGGCUGUACCCCUUUAAAUGGAAGACAUUUCAAGACUGA
Molecule: messenger RNA, 1158 nt
Organism: Emys orbicularis (European pond turtle)
Lineage: Eukaryota; Metazoa; Chordata; Testudines; Emydidae
Product: arf-GAP with dual PH domain-containing protein 1-like
Exons: 11
Coding region: 1-1158 (385 amino acids)
Biological process (GO): positive regulation of GTPase activity
Cellular component (GO): cytoplasm; intracellular membrane-bounded organelle; plasma membrane
Molecular function (GO): GTPase activator activity; phosphatidylinositol bisphosphate binding; phosphatidylinositol-3,4,5-trisphosphate binding
Source: RefSeq, a predicted model, not a curated record